Molecule: messenger RNA, 1173 nt
Organism: Erigeron canadensis
Lineage: Eukaryota; Viridiplantae; Streptophyta; Magnoliopsida; Asterales; Asteraceae
Product: protein LPA3
Exons: 10
Coding region: 41-967 (308 amino acids)
Source: RefSeq, a predicted model, not a curated record
CUCAAAAUUCCAACUAAAGUUUUAGUUGGUGUUGUUGAAAAUGGCGUUAUCCACUUUCCCGACUGUAUUCACAUUAUUAUUCGCCCCUCAUGUUUUUCAACACCAAAACGUUAAACUAAAUUUGAGCACAACAAGGAAAGUUGUAAAUAGUGGGAGGUUUUCAGUUAAAUCACUUUCCUCUGGUGACGCCUCUUCGGUUCGGUCUGAUGUUCUGUUUCCCGGGGAUUACGAUGAACUUCUUGAUCAGGCGAAGGAAGCAACACAAGCAGCCUUAAAUGAUGGAAUACAAUUGAUGGAGAUUGAGUUCCCAACUGCCGGGCUGGAAUCCGUACCAGGCGAUGGUGAAGGUGGAAUUGAAAUGACUGGAAGUAUGCAAUUGAUUCGUGAAUUUUGUGACCUCCUCGUUGUGCCUGAAAAGGCUACCCGAACCAGAAUAUUUUUUCCAGAGGCUAAUGAAGUUCAAUUCGCUAGAAAAUCAGCAUUUGGAGGUGCUUCUUUCAAGCUUGAUUAUUUAACAAAGCCCUCAUUCUUUCAAGAUUUUGGUUUUGUUGAGGCGGUUAAAAUGGUUGAUCGUGUUAAGGAAGAAGAUGAACUCUUUAUUGUCGGCUAUCCUUAUUUUAAUGUCAAUGAAAUGCUUGUUGUGGAAGAGCUUUAUAGGGAAGCUGUGGCAUCCACUGCUAGGCAAAUGAUUAUAUUCAAUGGGGAGCUUGAUCGUAUCAGAUCUGGAUAUUACCCGUCAUUCUUCUAUCCAAAACUUGCUGCACUUUCAAAGACACUAUUUCCUGAAAUGGAAACUGUAUACUACAUCCACAAUUUCAAAGGUCGCAAUGGUGGAACUCUUUUCAGGUGUUACCCAGGUCCGUGGAUGGUGUUAAGAAGAAUGGGAAGUAGAUAUGUUUGUGUUCAUCAACAGGAAGAGAUGCCAACCCUGAAGGAGGUUGCUUUGGAUAUUCUGCCCUCAGCUUAAAAUUUAUCUGGUUUCACCUUGAUGGUUAAAACAUCCAGCAACUCAUGUGAUUUCUCAAUUAAGAGAUAUCCAUGCAUAAUCAUUUGUACACUUUAUUUUUCCCUAGUUUAAGAAUUCAUUUUUGGCAUUUCAAACAUCUAUGCAUAUAUUGUAAACCGCCGAUGUUUGUUUGAUCAAGUGUAAAAAAAGCACCACCCUUUUUUGAA